AUGCUAGGACCGUUUGACCGUCGAUGGAAGCGAUCCCGCUGCCAGCGGUGUGCAAGGAGCCAUCUAAAGGUACGACAAAAACCGAUGAGACAUCCGAUACCUAUUGAUGAGCUUCCUAUUCGGGCUGCGUUGCCGCGACGCCACGCCACCACUAAGGGUACACUGUGCAUAUACGCCGCCGCCACUACCACUGAUGCGCCAAUCAUUAUUCUCACUCCCAGCAGCCGGCCUGGCCACACGGCUACGUCGUCGGUGGUCCGGCGGAAGGCGGCAGCUCCCCGGCCCGGCCCCGCCCUGGACGAUGCGCGGUACUUUUACUACUUUGACGUGUUUGCGCAGCGCAACAGCUUCACGGGCAAGAACCACUCCUUUACAAUGGAUGUGCGCCAAAUGGCAGAACUGCAGACAGUGCCGUAUUUUCUCAACUCGAUACGUGCGCUCGGGGCUAUUCAGGCGUCCAGGCUGACACCACCCAAGAGCCGUCAUGCGGGUGACGCUUACACGAGCUACACGCUCUACUCGAAAGCCGUUGUGGGAUUAAGAAAGAGCCUCGAUGAACGAGAGGGAAAAAUGGCCGAUUCUAGUCGAACGGCGUUGUUAUGGACGACUCUCUUCCUCGGCAUGUUCGAACUCAUGUCGGAUACGAGCGGAAUGGGAUGGCUGCAGCACAUGGUGCACGGCACCGCCAAGGGCCUAGCGGCUUCAGGGCCGUCCAUAUGCGCGACGCCGGCCGGGGCGCGCAUGUUCCUGCAGGCCAAAAUGUUUGAGGUGUGCAGGACGAUUGUGUUCAACGACCAGUCGUUCCUGACGCGGCCCGAGUGGCGCAAGGCUUCAGAGCAGCUGUGGACCAACGGUAGCUUCUCGGCCGAGUGGCGGCCGCUGGACGCGCUGGUGGACUUGAUGCUCCUGUGUCCUGAUCUACGAUACAGAGCAAACCGAUUCUGCCAAGGCGAGGAUGACAACCCUAGCAUAGGAGUGCCGGACGAAGCACGUGACAUUGCCAGCGCAGGCAUGGCGCUGCGGGAAGCGCUGACGGCAUGGCACGACGCCCAUCUGGCGCGGGACGAGGAAGGCACCGCUGCCGCGACGGGCGAGGACGAGUGCGGCCUGUUGACCAGGCUCUUCUGGUCGGCCAUUAGCAUCUACCUCUCGGGCGAGUUCGACUACGAGAUGCACCAUUGGCGGCGCUUCGGGCUGGCAGUGCCGACGCUCGACGCGGAGACGGUUCGGCGCCAUGUCGAGACCAUCCUGGCGCUUGGCGAGCGCGCGCUCGAGAGAAGUAGCCUGUCGCCGCUGCUGCUGCUGUUUCCGCUGCGCAUUGCGGGCGCGCGCUCGGCGUGGGCUCCCCCGGCACAGCGCGCGCGCGUGCUGCGUGUCCUGGACUCCAUCGCAGACCGGUUCGCCGUCGGCCAGGCAAUACGUGAUGGAUUGACAGAUGCUUGGGUCUGCUUGGGUGUGGUGGACAUCUGA
Cordyceps militaris CM01 is the source of this 1470-nucleotide messenger RNA. RefSeq lists its product as uncharacterized. NCBI's taxonomy places the organism in Eukaryota, Fungi, Ascomycota, Sordariomycetes, Hypocreales, Cordycipitaceae. The record is from RefSeq and is a predicted model, not a curated record. The coding region runs from base 1 to 1470 and encodes 489 amino acids. The transcript is spliced from 4 exons.